AUGGCUCCAAUCGACUUGAGUAGCCUCUCCAGCAACUGGAAAAUUCUGCAACAACGACUCAAGCCUUCUACACCAGCAGCGUCCAAGGACAAGAAGCCGGACAGCGAGACGCAGGCCUCGCUCAAGCGCAAGAGAUCUCAGUACGCCAAUGUGAAGCAAGAACAUGGCUCUGCGAAGCCUUUGAAUGGUUCAGAGAAAAGCACUCCACGAAAACCUCUGCCCUCGAGAAAGCGACAAAGGAUGGAGGAGCCUGCCUAUGUCGGCGCAUCAGUCAAGCGACAUGAGACGAAAUCACUCUCCAAGAGCACGUCAAUGCCCUCGCUCAAGAAGACGCCUCUCCUCAGCGACGCCAAGGAUGACGAAACUGCAGUAUCGGUCAUCGAACCCCAUCCCGAUUUCCCCGAUGUCGAGAACGAAGGCGUGUCAGAGGUGGCGCUACCCGGCAAAUACGUGGCAUUGGAUUGUGAAAUGGUUGGAGUAGGACCAGAGCCCAAUCGCGACUCGGCACUUGCGCGAGUGUCUCUGGUCAACUAUCACGGUCACCAAAUCUACGAUUCCUACGUGCAGGUACCGCGGCACAUUGAAAUCACAGACUACCGAACUGCCGUCUCUGGAAUUGAGCCCAAGCACAUGCGAAAAGACGUCGCCCGGCCCUUUGAUGAAGUACGGAACGACCUCAAGAUACUGCUCCAAGGGCGCAUACUGGUUGGACACGCCGUGAAAAACGAUCUCGAUGUGCUCAUCUUGAAGCAUGACAAGCGCCUCAUUCGCGAUACAUCCAAGUUUUCAAAGUUUAGGGAGUUGGCAUCAAUACCAGGGCGUACGCCAGGGCUGAAGCUGCUAGCAGCGAAGCUGCUCGGCGUGGAGAUACAAGUUGGUGCGCAUAGUUCCGUUGAAGAUGCCAGAGCGACCAUGGCGCUGUUCAGGCUGGAAAAGGACAGUUUUGAGCAAGAGAUACGGCAAAAGUAUGGAAAUGUCCGUCUCGGUGCUCCGGCAGGCGAGGUUGACGCCGGUGGUGAUGAUGAGGUCAAGAAGAAGAGCAAAAACAAGAAGAAGAAAAAGAAGAAGAAGCACUAG
Molecule: messenger RNA, 1077 nt
Organism: Bipolaris sorokiniana ND90Pr
Lineage: Eukaryota; Fungi; Ascomycota; Dothideomycetes; Pleosporales; Pleosporaceae
Exons: 1
Coding region: 1-1077 (358 amino acids)
Biological process (GO): rRNA processing; ribosomal large subunit assembly
Cellular component (GO): nucleus
Molecular function (GO): 3'-5' exonuclease activity; nucleic acid binding
Source: RefSeq, a predicted model, not a curated record